AUGGUCGGCCCUACAGUAUCACUCUCUGGCUUGAGACGGGCAGACGGUUCUGCAUCCUAUAAAUGUCCUGUCACUGGAUACGAUGUGCUUGGCGCGGUGAACGCUCCCGUCGAGUUGCCCGCCCGCAAGGAUGCCCUCAGGCCCGAAGAUGCCACCAUUGAGGUCUUUGUUAAGCCAGGUAACACCACCGCAGGUGUCGGUGAAGGGUAUGUCGAGUCGGUUCUCCGCAGUGUGCUAGGGAGCAUCGUCCUCGGGCGUGAGAAAGGAUUCCCCCGCCGGGGUGUGGUUAUCACACUGGCUAUCAUUGGAGGCGAAGCCGUGGAGCGCGGUGAUUCUUAUCUGACAAUCCUCCCGGCCCUUCUCCACGCGUCGCUUCUCGCUCUGAUUUCCGCUGCCGUGCCUUUGUCGAUGACCUUCGCUACCACGUUGCUUGCUGUGACACCAUCAGGACAGAUCGUUCAGGACCCACCGGUGGAGGAUGUGGCUAAUGCUGUGUCACUCCAUGUGCUUGCAUUCUCCUCAAAGGGCCACUUGUUACUCAACGAGAGUCAAGGGCGGUUUGAUUUCGAGACAUGGGAGUCAGUUCGAGAACAGGCAGCUUCAAUUUGCCAAGGGGCGAAUCCCCGCGGAUCUGAUGGUGAUACUGCCAUGGAUGAUGAGUCAAAGGAUGGUACCCUGGAUAACUUCAUUCGCGAGGCCAUGGAAGACCACCUCCAUCGCGUGUACAGCUGGAAGAUCGAAUCAAACUGA
Penicillium chermesinum is the source of this 750-nucleotide messenger RNA. Its product is annotated as putative exosome complex subunit Rrp46. Lineage: Eukaryota; Fungi; Ascomycota; Eurotiomycetes; Eurotiales; Aspergillaceae. Gene Ontology annotation, biological process: poly(A)-dependent snoRNA 3'-end processing; rRNA catabolic process; U4 snRNA 3'-end processing. The record is from RefSeq and is a predicted model, not a curated record. The transcript has 2 exons. Bases 1 to 750 code for a protein of 249 amino acids. Gene Ontology annotation, cellular component: cytoplasmic exosome (RNase complex); nuclear exosome (RNase complex); nucleolus.